AUGAACUCAGCUCAGCACCUGCUCCGGUCUCAGAGGGACUUGCUGCUGAGCUUGACUCUGGAUCACCCUGCUCCCUUGCUGCGUUGGCUGCGUGAUGCUGAGGUGCUUUCUCCUGCUCACUACCUGUCCCUGCUGGAGAGGUCACCAUCCAAUGCUGUGGCCCAGGCCAUGGAGAUGGUGUGUGCCACUGAGGAGAGCAGCCAAAAGUUCCUGCAGGUGCUACGGGAGGUGCAGGACUAUUACUGCAGAGAUCUCCAGCUCUGGGUGGAGAGACACUGCAGGGAAGGUGUCAGUAAGCCAGCGCCUGAACCUUUGAAAGUUGAAGAAAAGAAGCCUAAAGGUUUUGCUAAACUGUUCAAAGGAAAGAGCAAAGGAUUUACCCUGACUACUGAAGCAAAAGCAAAAGAACAACUGAGACCUAGCAGGAGUUUAAAGCUGGCCAACCUCCGAGUUCCUAUUUCUGCCCAUAAAACAACCCUGCUGAAACGCACAGAGCAGUUGAAGUGUUACUCAGAGGGAGAGGGAGUGGCUUCAAACUCAGCUUCUCACAUCGAGAUCCGCUACACUGACCUUUUCGUGACAGAAGAUGAUGACUGUGUAGACAGCAGCAAACAUGAGUACUUUGACCUAGCGAGCAGACGGGCUCGCAUCUAUGUUCAUCAGGCUUGCCAGCGUAUACAACCAUGCCAUUUAUUGGACCCCCAAGGGACAUCAGGACGGCCCCCUAAAAGGGUUAAAGUGAAGGGUAUUGCUGGAAUCGGAAAGAGCGUAGCAGUACAGAGACUCGUCUAUGAGUGGGCGAUCGGGAAGAACAUGCGUGAAUUCACCUGCAUUUUUGACCUACGCUUCAGAGAGCUCAAUCUGAUUGAAGCUCCACUGAGCUUAUUUGAGCUGCUUGGAGAACGGUUCCGGUACCUAAAGGAAGCACUACCUGAUCUCUUCACUUCACCAAGCUCUUUGCUCUUCAUCUUGGAUGGAUUAGAUGAGUUCAAAUUCACCUUGGACUGGAACAGUCCUGACAAAAACAUUGACUUUCGCUCAAAGGUGCCAGUGUCUGAGCUGAUGGUGGCUUUAAUCAAGGGAAGCCUUCUCCCAGAGGCAUCAGUCAUUCUCACAACAAGACCGUCUACUGAGGCACCCAAGCGUUUCUUCCAAAGAUGUAGUGUGGUGCUGGGCUUCGAGGAGGACCAGGUAAAAGAAUAUACCACCAAGUUCUACAAAGACGGAAAAGUUGCUGAAAAGGUCUAUGAUUAUAUCUUGAACAAUGACAGCCUUUUCGUGCUGUCCUUCAUUCCUCUUUAUUGCUACAUCAUCUGUACCGCGAUGGCUGAGUUCUUCUCUUCAGAAAAUCCAGAUGCGGGUGACUCAAAAUCUCUGGAUCUAAACCCGCCCAGAACGGUCAGCGAGGUUUACUUCUGCUACCUGUUUACAGCAAUCAAGCACCAUGCACUAAGGGGUAGUGCAGAGAGAAGCACCUCAAGAUCUGAGGUUCUCUCCCUAGCAAAGCAACAACUGACAAAGUUAGGAAAACUGGCCUAUGAAAACCUUCUUCAGAAGAAGAUCAUGUUCAGCAGAGCAGAUUUGGAGAAGUAUGAUGUUACACCUGGCGAUCUUCAGAGCACCUUUCUCUGUCAAAUCCUCCAGCCUGUCGAAGAGGAAACAGUGGAGAUGUUUUCUUUCUUUCACUUGACUGUUCAAGAACAUCUGGCUUCACUCUACUGUGCCGUCAACCUCUUCAGCCAGGAGGACAUAAUCCAAGCUCUUGACUUAUGGUGCUUCGGGCUACGCCCUCCAUCCUCCACAGCUGCACCCCUGAGAAACACAGACAUCAACAUGGACCAGCUGGAGAGUCUCCAGAUGUUCACACGCUUCUUCUUCGGGAUGCUCCGAGCUCGGCUGGCAGGUCAGUUGGAUGGCCUUGAAGUUUCCCCAAUGGAGCAAGGGGAUGGUAUCCCCACCAGGCUGGGUUUGUGGUUCCAAGAGCAAUUUAAGCACGGGGAGCUAAAGAACCAGGCAUCCCUAAAUCUUCUCCACUGCCUGAUGGAGUUCCACAUGAAGGAAGCCACCAGCCUGGUAGCACCAGAGAUUAAGAAACUGUACCUGUUUAAAAUGAAGCUGAGUGUAGUGGACUGUGCAGCCAUGCAUUACGUGCUGCAGUUCUCUCCACACAAACUCCAAGAGCUCAACUUGGGCUACUCCAACAUUGGAAACAGAGGCCUCAAAAGACUAUGGCCAAUCCUACAUCGCUGUGAAUCUCUCUAUUUGAGAUACAACUGCCUGGAUAGGCAAGCUGCUAUUUUGGAAUCUGCAGUUCUGAAGUCGAAUGAGUGCCAAGUGAAGAAGCUCUUUAUGUGUGGCAAUAACCUGGGACCAGACGGGGUUUUGGAGCUGUGGAACGCUCUUGAGCACAACACCACUGUGGAGGAACUUUAUCUAGACAUCACCGGCAUCACAGAACGAGGAACAGAAAACAUUGUCCACUGCCUCAGCAAAAACAAGGCUCUGAAGACACUGACCAUUGUUGGGAAUGACAUCGGAGAGGUGGGGAGGGCGAGGCUGAGGGAGCUGGAGAAAUGUCGACCUGGACUCCGGAUUAUUGCAAACUUUGUGGAUGACCUGGGAUUACUUCAGGCAUACCUGGACUGGGUGGAGGAGAUCCGGGAAGACAGAGAUCAGAUGGAUUCAGUGAAGAAUGCAGACGCCCUGCAGUCUGUGCUGAGAGGGCUCCAGGUGGCAGAAGAGCAGGUGGAGACAGGAGAGAACGCAGAGAAAGCCAAGGAGCUCAAGAAAAAUAUUUUAGAUUUGCUGGAGUCUUCUACAAAUCUGACCGGAGGAAGACAUGUUAUGUAGCAAGUGUUUGUAAAAGGUCUCCAUCUA
Molecule: messenger RNA, 2877 nt
Organism: Gymnodraco acuticeps
Lineage: Eukaryota; Metazoa; Chordata; Actinopteri; Perciformes; Bathydraconidae
Product: NLR family CARD domain-containing protein 3-like
Exons: 7
Coding region: 1-2850 (949 amino acids)
Source: RefSeq, a predicted model, not a curated record